This is a messenger RNA of Xiphophorus couchianus (Monterrey platyfish), 5726 nucleotides long. It is a transcript of the gene parp14rs1, whose product is annotated as poly(ADP-ribose) polymerase family member 14-related sequence 1. Bases 37 to 5454 code for a protein of 1805 amino acids. Gene Ontology annotation, molecular function: NAD+ poly-ADP-ribosyltransferase activity; transcription corepressor activity. The transcript is spliced from 17 exons. NCBI's taxonomy places the organism in Eukaryota, Metazoa, Chordata, Actinopteri, Cyprinodontiformes, Poeciliidae. Gene Ontology annotation, biological process: protein poly-ADP-ribosylation; negative regulation of gene expression. Gene Ontology annotation, cellular component: nucleus; cytoplasm. The record is from RefSeq and is a predicted model, not a curated record.
AGUUCAGUCAGAUCAGAAAGGAGAGAGGCCAGCACCAUGGCAGAGGAAUACACCUUCCAUGUUCUGGUGGAGUUGGAAGAAACCAACACACCGAGACUGAAAAAUAAGUUGGUGAAAUAUUUUCAGAGUAAAAAGUCCAACGGAGGAGACUGCGAGGUGGACUAUGAGUCCGGGAGCUCAACUGCGCUGCUGCGCUUCCUCAGAGAGGAGGACCAGAAAAAUGUCCUGGGCAAAGAGUCGCACCAGAUCAGUUUGGAUAAAGGAGUGUUAAAGAUGACAGUCCGCCUUCCUUCAGACGGAAAACAGAAAGAGGGGGAUUCAACUGAUAAAGGCAGCAAAAAGUCGGACCAUGAAGGGACCAACAAACAGUCCAAAGUUCAAGAACCCAAACCUGUGGAUGAAGGUCAGACGGGGGCAAAAGGCAAAGAUGGUGAUUCAGAUGAUGAGGAGCAGUGCUCCAAGUCGGCUGUUUUAGGGAAUAUUCCAGAUUCUUUAACCUCAGAAUUUCUGGAAAUGAUUGUGGAGAACAUUUUGAGAGACCUAAGCUCUCCGACUGCCUCCCAGGACUACAACCUGGAACUGAUCCCUGACAUUUCAUCUGCUGUUGUCACUUUCCAGAGUGGAAAAGACAACACUUACUUCAUAGAAAGAUGUCCUCAAAAUCGGAUGUUUACAAAGAAGGAGUUAUCAGUCCGACCCCUUGAGACCACAAAGAAGGUUAUGGUUGAAGGGGUUUCAGACUGCAGUGAAGACAUGCUGUGUCUCUACUUUGAGAGUAAAGGGGGAGAUGUGGAAGAUGUUCAACUAAAUGAAGCUGAACAGUCUGCUGUCGUCAUAUUUAAGAACCAUCAAGAUGUUAAGAAAGUCUUGGGUAAGAAGCAUGAGAUAAAAAAGGAAGAAGUCAAAGUCUACCCGUUCUACAAAUCGUUGGGAGUAGCACUUUAUGGGAAAGAUAAGCUGUCGCCAAAGCUUCCUGCUGCCAUCUCUGAGCCCAUUGACAACGCUGUCCUCAGAUACCUAGCUAACCACAAAGCGGCUCUGGACACCGUUGGCUGUGACUUGGAAAAACAUUUCUGCAACAUAACCCUGGAGCAGUCUGCCGUCCGCCUCAGUGCCUCGCCCUCAUUAUUGAAGCAAAAAGAUGCCAAAGUCAUCAUCAAAGAGUGGGCAAACACUGUGAAAGCAACCUUUUCUCAGGCUGUGUCAAAAUUCAAAACACUAAAGUUCUCCCUGGAGUCAGAUGUAUGGGAGGAAUCUGAGCAGAAGAUUAAAGAGAAACUGCAGAAGGAAGAUGUUGUUGUAGUUUCUGAUAAAACCAGUGGUGUCCUUUCAGUGGCCGGCCUUGAGAAUUAUGUCAACACACUCAAGAAACCUAUUUCAGACGUUCUUGACAGGAUCGAGAAAAGGGUCCGAAGGGAGAAAUUAAGUAAAACUCAAGAGAUCAAUGUGUCACCAUCAAUGUUCCACAUCCUUUCUCAAGAUGGUCUUCAGGACAAACUCCUGCAAGUGUACCCAGAACUCAAAAUGUCAUACGACCAAAACAAGCAAGCUCUGAAAGUAACUGGCUUUGUGGACGAGAUUAUUAAUGCAACCCAGGUGAUAAGCAACGCAACAUUAGGAUUAAAGCGACAGAAUUUAGAAGUAGAUGAGUUUUUGCUUGACAUGCUGAAGGACGAACAACAAGAGGAGGCCACCGAUAUACUUCUAACAGCCUAUGGCAUAAAAGCAGCCUUGGAGAUCAGUCCACAGAGGGUGCAGCUUGUUGCUGUUUCUGACAAGGACCUAAUGAAUGCUCAAGACCAUCUAAGACAAAUUCUGAAAUCUGAAUACGUCGAAGUUGAAGACCUUGAAGUCCUGAAGAAACCGGAGUGGCAGCAGCUGGUCCAUCAGCAGGAAAAAGCAAACAGUGGGUCAGGAAUGAGAGUUCAGAUCAUAACUCAUCAACAGCAAGUGGUGGUGUCCGGUCACAAGGACAGUGUGGACAAAGUUAGCAGUGAACUAGAAGACUUUAUAACAGAAAAUGCUCAUGUUGAAGAAUUUGUUGCUGUUGAUGCAAAUGUCAUCAUUGAGUACCUGAAAGGUCAGACAACCUUGUUGAAGCAACUAGAAGGGGUGGAAGUGUCCUUUGGAAAUGAGGAAAUCAUCCUAAGUGGCUGUAGAUCUGCUGUGAAAGAUUGCAAGACCAUAGUCAAAGAUUUACUAGCUUCUGUGUGCUUUGAUAGUUUUAAAGUCACAAAACCUGGAGUCAAGAAAUGUUUUCAGGAAAAAGAAUUGUUUUUUGCUUCUUCUAUUAAGAGUGACACUGACUGCCUGGUUCAGCUGGCUGAUAAAUCGAAUGAAGAAGACGACUUUGCCUUAGUACAGGUACAACAACCCAUUUACAAAGUCCAGACAAGUGAUGGAGUGGAAAUAGUGGUCUCCAAGGCAGACAUGUGCAGUUACUCUGUGGAUGCUGUCGUCAAUCCUUCUACUGAGGACUUGAAACAUACCUCUGGUCUUGCUUUGGCACUUUCUAAAGCUGCAGGUCCUCAGUUGCAGACUGAAUGUGACCAAAUAAUUUCUGUAAAAGGAAAACUCCGACCUGGAGAUUGUGUCGUAACAGAUGCUGGAGGAAUGCUUCGUUGCAAAAAGGUGAUCCAUGCCGUAGGACCCUAUUUUGAUCAAGCAAAGCCAAAGAAGGCUGAGGCCCAGUUGAAAAGAACUGUUAAAGAAAGCUUAGAACUUGCUGAAAAGUGUGGCUGUGUGUCUGUGGCCCUUCCUGCCAUCAGCAGAAGUCUUGGCUUCCCACUCAAUCUGUGCCUAGCUACCAUUGCUAGAGCAGUGAAGGAAUACUGUGAUGAGAAGUAUGAUGACAACACCUUGAAGAAGAUUCAUCUGGUGGACAAAGAGGACAGUGUUGCUCUUGGUAUGGAAAAUGCUGUGAAGCAGGAGUUUGGAAAUCAUGGAGUUAGUGUUUCGUCUCAAAAUGCUAUCCCUAAAGUUAGUCAGAAAUCUCCAUUGCUCAAGCUAGUUCCACCUGACCCAAGCUUGUGCCGAGGGCAGACCAAAGAGGGCUUGAACAUUGUUCUUAAAAAGGGAAACAUUGAGGCUGCCAAGACAGAGGUAAUUGUAAACACAGUGACAGAAGAUCUUGUAUUGGACAGAGGGGCAAUUUCUAAAGCUAUCUUCAGUGCAGCUGGACCCAAACUUCAACAGCUGGUACACAGCCAGAAAACGAAAGGAUCACCAGGCGAGAUUGUUGUUACAGAUAACUGCAAGCUGAAGAGCAAACAGGUUUUCCAUGCAAUUGCUCCACACUGGAACAAUGGCCAAGGCGCAGCUGAAAAGACUCUGGCUGGGAUCUUUAAAGAUUGCUUGGAUUUGGCAGAGAAAACUCGUUUGUCGUCUAUAACUUUCCCAGCUGUUGGUACCGGAAACCUGGGUUUUCCAAAAAAUCUUGUUGCCACUUUGAUGCUGGAUAAAUUCUUGGAGUUCAGCAGCCAGAGACAAUCCAAGAACCUUAAGAAGAUUGCAGUUGUUCUUUAUCCUGGAGAUGCACAGACUAUUAAGGUAUUCACUGAUGAAUUUCAGAAUAAGUUUCCAAGUGCCACUGGUUCUUCAGCAGCUGCAGGUCCAGCUUCUGCAGAUUCUUCAAAAGGUACUGGCAAAUUCUCUAAGGUUGUCUCCAGUUCAGAAACUCAUGAGACUAAACUGGGAAACGUGACGAUUCAGGUAGUAACUGGAGAUAUAACUAAGGAAACUACUGAUGUCAUCGUUAACUCUUCAAAUGAUAACUUCACUCUCAAGUCUGGAGUAUCCAAAGCUAUUCUGGAUGCAGCUGGUGUAGUUGUUUUUGAAGAAUGCCAACAUCUUGGUUCCCAGCCCAAUCCAGGCAUUAUAAUGACGGUACCAGGAAACCUAAAGUGCAAAAAGAUUCUUCACCUUGUCGGACAGACGGACCCAGUGAAAAUCCACAGCACUGUGAAGGAAGCACUCCAAAUGUGUGUGAAGAACUCCUACACUUCUGUUUCAUUUCCUGCCAUUGGUACAGGUCAAGGCAACGUGCAGGCUAAACAGGUGGCAGACUCCAUGUUGGAUGCUGUGAUUGAUGUUUUCAGCCAAAACACCUCCAGCUCCCUGACUUUGAUCAGGAUAGUCAUCUUCCAGCAACCGAUGCUGAAAGAUUUCUACAGCAGCAUGCAAGAAAGAGAAGCCACUGAUCCAAAGGAGAAAGGAGGAUUCUGGUCCAAUGUUACCCACAGGUUAAAAUCUUUAUUUGGAUCUGAAAGUUUUGAUUACAAAGAGGAGGAUGAGGUGUUUGAUAUUGAGACCAAGGAAGUGGAGCCUGCUGUCUUCCAUAUCUGUGGUUCCUCACAGGCCAAAGUAGAUGCAGCCAAGAAGAAGAUAAAUGACCUGAUGUCUAAUGAACAAUGCCGUGAAGAGAUUAUAGACAACGACAUCUUGAACUUAUCUUCUGCAGACUGUCAGCGCAUUGUUGACAUCCAGAUGAAGAUGAGUGUGAGCAUCAAAAAACAAAGCACUAAUGGCCAAACCUCUUUCAUCAUUGAGGGUCUCAGUAAAGACGUGCUCCGAGCCAGUCGGGAGAUAGAUAAUAUGCUGAAGAAGGUGAGACGAGAGCAGGAGCUGAAAAAGAAAUUGGAGCUGGUAGCCACUGUGGCAGAGUGGCAGUAUCAGCAACAUGGGCUUUCAUAUCAGAGUUUUGAUCAGAUGACCAACUAUGAGCUUGAACAUGCGUUGGAGAGAGCAACACCCACUCUAAAAGUUACCAUCCAUGGCUCAGACUAUACAGUCCAGAUGCCUAAAGGACCAGCCACUGACAGCAAGGGAACCAAGCUGCAGAUAAGACGAAUUGACAAACUAAAAGAUGAAGAUGUUCCUGAGUUUUGGGAUGCUAUGCCAGCUGGUAAAACGUGUCAUUCUGUCACCCUCCAAACUGCGUCAUCAGAGUACGCAGAAGUCCUCAAUCUCUUCAAAGCCACAUGCAAUCGAGCCGUCAUCAAGAUCGAAAGGAUCCAGAACCCUACACUGUGGAAAAGUCUUCAGAUCAAAAAACAUGAAAUGGAGGUGAGAAAUAAUCAUCAGAACAAUGAGAAACGUCUCUUCCACGGCACCAGUGAAAACACUGUCCCCAUCAUCAAUGAACGUGGCUUCAACAGAAGCUAUGCAGGAAAAAAUGCUGCCUGUUAUGGAAACGGUUCCUACUUUGCCGUUAAUUCCAAUUACUCUGCACAAGACACCUACUCCAGGCCCAAUGCGAAGGGAGAGAAGUUCAUGUACCUGUGCAAAGUGCUGACAGGAGACUACACCCUGGGACAGCAAACCAUGAUCGCUCCACCAACCAAAGGGACUCUGGGCAUAUAUGACAGUGUGGUGGACAACACGGCCACCCCCAGCAUGUUUGUAGUGUUUCAUGACACCCAGGCCUAUCCUGAGUAUCUGAUCACCUUCAAGUAGCAACACCCAGAAAACAUUAAAUACAAAUAGAAGAUAUGAUAAUCAUACUAAUAAUUUUUUUAUUUGUUUCACCUUAAGCUCACUUAGUAGUUUUAUUCAGGCCCAUUUAGUGCCUUAAAUUGUUGCCUUAACUUCUCAAUGAAGUUAAGUUAAUGAAGUUCUCAAUGAAUGUUUACUGAUCUUUCAUCACUUUUUGUAAGUGAUGAAAGAUCAUUACAGAUGAUCUUUCACUUAUAAAGUGAAAGUGAUCUUUCACUUUAUAAGUGAAAGAU